Megachile rotundata (alfalfa leafcutting bee) is the source of this 4937-nucleotide messenger RNA. RefSeq lists its product as uncharacterized. Lineage: Eukaryota; Metazoa; Arthropoda; Insecta; Hymenoptera; Megachilidae. The record is from RefSeq and is a predicted model, not a curated record.
UUUCUGCUGUUUACAAUAUAUGUAUUCCGUGAGUCCGAAAACGCGGAUUAUAUGCUCAGAAGAAUUCGCACUCGUCGUACGUAUCUCGUCGAUGAUAUGGUCCCCACGACAGGAUUCCUACUUAUGGUUGGUAAAAAGAAUGCGUAUAAAUUCAGUAGGAGAAGCAGUGAAAGGUGAAUGAAAGUAUGGCAUAAAAUCGAAUGGUCGAAAGAGAGGUAUUUAUCGGGGGUAGCCGGUGAUAACCGUGCAAGAAAAAAGUAGAAAAGAAAGAUAAUUUACUUGUACGCGUAGAUCUAUUCUCCUAUCGGAGUAUCGAACGUAGUAACAGUUUUCAUUGUUGCCGCGAUGUUGGAAGAAAGAAGCGCGACUACACGAUCGAUUUGUCGGUAGGAUCGAUAGGAUCGAUAGGAAUACGUAGGGAAAGAACGGAGCAAGCAACUUUCCGUUUCCAUCGUCGUGUUCGCGCUCGUGGUUUGCGCUUAUUAAUUGCACUAAUAGCCGAGGGAAAGAAGAAAGGAAAAUGUACGAGUAUUCACCGGUUCCGUCAAUGUCACUUUCACGACCUUUCAUUCGAUCGUCAGGGCCCCCUCCUGCUUGAACAACCAGAGCCAACAUGUAUAUUGUAUAUAAGGAUACCGAUGCCAGUCGUCGCCACUGAGAAUUUCUGUAGGUUACCGUAUAAAUGUAUAUCUAUAGUUUGUAGGAGGGAAGCUGCGUAGCUUCAUCGAUAUCCGAUUUUGGCGAAGAAACGAAUUACGCUGCACCGAAUAAGUAGAUUACGCUUCCGUUUGUCCGAGUAGUUAUUCCAGCGAAUGGAAUAUCGUCGACGAGGAUCGUAGAGGAGUGUCGGAUGCUGGUCGAGGGAUCUCGAAGAGCUCUCCUCGACGCUUCUUUGACGCGUGGGGAUAACUGGAGCUACCGGUUAAGUGAAGUGUAUCGCAUCGAGACGAAGUAGUACACUGUUUCUUUCCGCAGUGCGUGCAUUGGAUCGAGGCUUCGGACUCGAGAGGAUCCGUAACCGGCAAUUCCAGCGCAACACGAACAACGAACACAUCCUGGAGACUGGAAGCUCUAUCUCGUCCAACGAGCAGCGAAAGACAUGAAACUUUGUUCUAUCGUUGGUGCGCUAACGUGGAUAGCGAUCGCGACAGCGACAUUGGAAUCCGAUUCGCGUGGAAACUGGAGCAACGAAAAGCAACCGAAUUACGAGCAACGAACAAUCGAGAACCGGACAAAAGUGAUCAUCGAUGAUUCUCCGCGCGACGGGAUCUUGGAGACAUCCGAAUCGAUCGAGCAGGUCGAAGCAGGAAACGAGAAAUUCCCCGACAAGAACGAAGAGAACCGCGAACCGAAUAAACUUGUUCAAGCUGGCUCGUCCCCAUCGUUAAGUAUCGAUACCGAGCAGGCCUAUAGCGAAACGAGCAAAAAUGUUUCGAGACCGGCGAGAACCAGUCAAAGCGGUACAAACGAGACCGUCAACGCGCUCCAACGUGUCCCGACGAAAGAAAUUUUACCGCAACAUUCGAUCGCGACGUCCAACCAUCCUGCAGGAGACAACGAUUCGAACGAUCUGGGAUAUCUGAAUUCGUCGGAGCAGUUGGACCUCGAGAGCGGAGCGGAUUUUGGUCAGCGAGUUCGUUUUUCGUCAGCCUCGAGAUCGAGGAACAACGAAAACGUUGGGCGGGCUCGAUUCAGGCCUUUGGAUGCUCGGCCCUUCGCCGAUAACUAUAGAAAGCAACGCAGGAAGAAUACUCGUCCGUUCGCGGUCACGAAACUGAACGUAUCAGAUCCGUUCCCUAAAGGAGUACCGAACCGAGCCAAUUCCGAAGAAGAAUAUACCGGUAGCGCGAGAAGCAAGAAAAUUAAAUUGUCCGGUUCGUCUUUGGCGAACGACGAGGAGGAGAGCGACGAUGGUACCGGCAAGGACCAGGCGGCGGUGUCUCUCGGUAAAUUCACUGGUCCAAUCGUGGUGGCGGAUCUACCGCGUCGAAAGAAGUACUCGUUCGCCAGAACCGACGACGAUGAGAAAUCGCUGCAACCAGAGUCCGGCUACCCGACAGCAUCCUCGGCCGUAUUGAAUCCUCUGCAAGUGGGCGUCGCGUUAAUGAACGCCGGUCAGGAUUUAAACUCGGUGAACGAGCCGAUCGCGCCCGUCAGCGAGUAUCUUCGGGACGAGCCUGAAUCGAGCGACUCGGGAAAUUCGAGCAUUCGAAUCGAUCGGCCAAGGGAAUCGGUGGCUUCCGAUGGGUCCGCGCAGUCGGUGGAAAUCCAAAAAUCUGUCGAAGUCUUUCACACGGCACCCGUGCACGAGAUACACUAUCCGUUAGAGUUUGUACCUUACGUUCAACAAGCGAAUUCGAAGCAACGACCGCAACAGAGAGCCGGUCAGAGACCCGGUCAAAUGAACGUUUACAAGAGCAACGAGAUACCGGACGACCGAGAACGCGCUCGGUACGAGUACAACGCGAACGAGGACGACGACAACUCGUCCGGUCAGGAAACUCGUGUCACCGACGUUAAGCCUGUGGUCGAUGUCAGGGACAACGCGGAACAUGAUAGGACAGUUGGAACGUACUCGAGAGUCGAAAGGAUUCCUGACACCGUCGUCGAGGCGGAAGCGGUCCCAGAGCGGAACGAAUUCGAGCCACCGAAAGGUACAUCCAAGUUCGCUACCGCGGUGCCAGUCGGGAUAGAAAGCUUGUCGGCUCUGGAGAACGUAGAAAAUCCUCGAGAAGCUCAAGAUACGGCACAGACGUCGCUAACGGAGUUCAGCUUUCCUCCGAUCACCGUUCCUCGCCAUUAUCCCGCGGAGACGCUUCGCGCGAUUAACAACGACGAGCGGAAGCUGCCUAACCAGCUAGAGAAAGUCAUAGAGAAGCAGAUAACGAUACCGCAACCGUUUCCUGUACACGUGCCGGUCGACAGGGUGGUGGAGAAACAAAUCCGUAUCCCGUAUCCGAUACAGGUGGAGAAGGUGAUCGAGAAGAAGGUGCCUUUCGCGAUACAGAGGCUGAUCGUACCGAUACCGAUCCAUUUCAGAAUCCCGCAACCGAUACCGAUCCCGAUAGAGAAGGUGGUGGAAAAGUCUGUGCCAAUUCCGAUUCCGAUACCCGUAGAGAAGGUGAUCGAAAAGACGAUGCAUCAUCCUCGACCUCGUCCUUUGGACGCGGAGAACGUCAGGUCAUAUCCACCGGACAAUCCCAAAGCGGUGAAGAAUUUCAAACAGAUUCCGAGACAUUACGAGAACACGAAUUACUUCAACUCGACCGCGACGGCUACGACGACCGCACCGGGUGCAACCGCGUCCACGCAGUAUCACGGAUCAUCCUAUUAUCCCGUCAAUCGACCGUUCGGCAGACAACAACAAACCUUGCACGCGUUGCCCACAAUGAACAACAAGUUUCCCUCCUACGGGAUUCGCUAUCCCCAUUCGCUCGUUUAUUCCGUCUCGAACGAUAAUAACGCCAACUUUGUAUUUUAUGGAAGAACCUUUCCGGAGAAAGAUCAGAUCCUCGACGAAUACGUGGGACCUGUGCCACGCAAGGUGCAACUGUCUCUCGGAAUACAGUCCAAGUCGUUGCAAUACGCGCCGCCGGACGUUCAGUCGACGAUGAGGAGAACCAGACAGGAGAGUAACACCGGCAGUUUUAGGCAAUCGAAAAUGGAGUACGGUUUCAAGCCUCCCAUGGUGCCUUCUAUCCAAUACGACGAACAAACGGCGACGAAAGUAGACUAGCUCUCGAUCACGUAUUUACAUAUUGUAAAUAGAAGAAUACAAAUAUCGGCAAAAUCUGUUUAUUCGAUAAGUUUUCUACUUGUGAUUUUUAUGAAUGUUUAUUUAUAUUUUAGACAGUAAAGACUGAUAUAUAUAUAUAUAUAUAUAAAUAUAAAGCGUAUAAAUUUCCGAUAGACAACGAGUUGCUUGUUCGCGAACGUUUUAUUACGCGUAUAGGCAUGUAAGAAAAUAAUUAUUGUACUCCGGUAGAACGGGAGUUGACGUUAUGACCUUUGUUAUUAAAAAAAUAUUUGUUACGUUGUUUUACCAUAUUUUUAUACAGGUGUCUUUGACACACUCGCUUUUGUACUUUUAUUCAAACGUUUGUAGUAGUUAAUAAAUUUCCUUUUCAUUUCGAAAUCAACAUUUCCCACGAGCACACUCGUAAAACUCUUUACGUAAUAAAUUAUCUACGAUCGAAAUGAAAGCACACUGGUAAAAUUCAUCGUUUAUUCUCGGACGGUACUUGUUUAAUUAUUCGAAUAAUAUAUUAACAAUAAUUAUUUCGUUGGUUCGAUAAAAAAAUACUGGUAUAAUUUAAAAUCGAUUCGAAUGUUGCGCAUCGAUUUACCUAUAUGCAUAGAUAUAUGUAUGUACAUAAAAUAUACAUAUACACAUAUAUCUUUCCUUUAUAUGUAUACUCUGUUAUAUAUAUAUAUAGAAUCUGUAAAGAGAGACUUUCGUUGAUCCGUAAACCUAUGUACAACCUUUCUUUCGGAUAAAAUAAUCGUUACAUUAAAAAGAUAAAAAAAGCUGUACAGUAGAAACUUGAUUAAUUCGGUUAUUUUCGUAACGACUAGUCGGUAAUGAAAUUAUCCGAGCGCUUAGUUAGCUUACCGAUUCGACGGGUUAUAGGGUGGACGCUAAUCGCUUCGAUAACGUUUCUGUACGAAGAAAAGUUUUAAGAGGUCGGUGAACGUUGGUGAUGAAAGAAAAGAAACUGAUCGAAUGUAAAGUUAACAAUCUGUAUAAUUUCAUACGCAACAUACAACAACAAACUGCAGAGUCGAAAAUUACAAUCAAACUUAUUUAAACGUCCUAGCAUGAUUCUUAGAAAAUAGUUCGCUUAAUCGUUAUAAUCGAGAUUCUACUGUACCGAACAGAUCUUAAGAAAACGAAUUUCUCUCACUCGUGUCGAGCAUAUAAAGAGGGGGAAAAAAAA